Papaver somniferum (opium poppy) is the source of this 4090-nucleotide messenger RNA. RefSeq names its product putative disease resistance protein RGA1. Gene Ontology annotation, molecular function: ADP binding. The coding region runs from base 399 to 1802 and encodes 467 amino acids. The record is from RefSeq and is a predicted model, not a curated record. Lineage: Eukaryota; Viridiplantae; Streptophyta; Magnoliopsida; Ranunculales; Papaveraceae. Gene Ontology annotation, biological process: defense response to other organism. The transcript has 2 exons.
UAAUAAACAGAUACCACAGACUCUAAUAACACAUUCCUACCAACACUUCUCUUAAACUUUUCGAUUUUUCUCUCUUUGUUGUUGCAUUCGUACGGGCAGUUCAAUCUUAUUCUCAUCAUUUAUAUCUGUUUAAUAUCCUUCUAUAAUGGCAUUUGAAUGUAUUCUUGUUAGUGGUGCAUCAGAGAUACUGGAAAAGCUAGAUUUUGUUCUUGCCAAUGAGAUUCGUCGAGAUUGGGGUGUCAAAAAUGAGCUGAAAAAACUUAAGCAAACACUGGACUUCAUCGUCCGAUGCAGAGAGGAAUCAGGUCAACGAUGCUGCAGUUUUAUUUUGGUUGAAAAGGCUUAAGGAAGCUGCUUAUGAUGCUGAUGAUGUUCUGGAUGAGUUUUCUUACGAAUCAAUGCGUCGAUCUGAUAAGAGCAGGAAUAAGGUAAAAGACUUUUUAUCAUCUUCCAACCCAGUUGUCUUUCGUUUUGAAAUGGUUCGCAAAAUCAAAUAUAUCAAUGAACAAUUGAACCAAAUUGCAACUGAUAUGCGAAAAUUUCUGUUUCAAACUACUAGUAGUACUAGCAGUAGUGGAUACGAGCAACAUGAUAAGCGGCUAACUACUCCAAUCUUUGUAGAUUAUAAAAUAUUUGUAGGAAGAGAGAAAGACAAAUCUGAGAUAGUAAGGAUGUUAACAACGACGAACGUAUCAUCGGCAAUAUCUUCACAAUCAUCUUUUGUAAACUCUAAUCAGUACGAAAAAGUCUCUGUCAUAUCCAUAGUAGGUAUGGGUGGGCUUGGAAAGACCUCUCUAGCACAAUCCAUCUACAAUGACGACUCAGUAGAAAACAUGUUCAUGAAAAGAAUGCGGAUUUGUGUUUCUGAUGACUUCAAUUUGUUUACAAUUUUAAGAAAUAUUAUGGAGUCUAUUACUGCAUUUAGAUGCCAAGAUAUCUCGGUUGAGGUGUUAGUAAAAAAUGUUACAGAAAAAUUGGAAGACACAAAAUAUUUGCUAGUUAUAGAUGACCUGUGGAAUGAAGAUCAGGAGGAAUGGGAUAAACUGAAGAGUAUCCUAGACGUCGGCGCUGCCGGUAGCAAAAUUUUAGUCACCACACGCAUCCAGAAGGUUGCAUCUGUAGUGGAAGGUUUAAUUCCUCCUUACUAUCUAGAUCUAUUAUCUGCGGCAGAGUGUUGGUCUAUUAUCAAGAGGAUUGCUUUUUCCCCUGGUGGAGCAUCUGAGACCUUAAAUAUGAAAACCAUAGGAGAGCAAAUAGCAAAAAAAUGUAAAGGUUUGCCACUUGCUGCACAUUUCUUUAGUCGUCUUAUGCGCUCACAGAACGAUGAAAGGGAUUGGUUGUCAAUCAGAGAUAACAAAAGUUUAGAAACAUCAGAAAAUCAUAGUGGCGGAAUCAUGCCGGUUCUGAAAUUGAGCUACGGUACUUUACCAUCUCGUGUGAAACAGUGUUUCGCAUAUUGUUGUUUAUUUCCCAAAGAUUGGGAAUUUAAUAGAGAAGCAUUGAUUCAAUUAUGGAUGGCUGAAGGAUUCAUUCAUCCUUGUCGUGGAGGAUAUGAAAACUCGUUGGAAGAUAUUGGUAAUGACUAUUUCCUUUGUUUGUUGUCUAGCUCGUUCUUCCAAGAUGUAAAAAAGGACGACUUGGGUGACAUUCAAACAUUCAAAAUGCAUGAUUUAGUUCACGAUCUUGCACUAAGUGUCGCUGGCAGUCAUGACGUCUCAGUUCUGAACGCAGGUGGAGUAAAAAGUUAUGUUUCUCAAGUUCGUCGUCUACAGUUGAUCGUGAAAAAAAAAGAAGAAGAAUAAGAAGAAGAAAUAGUUUCCGAUGCCUUGAAAAAUGCAGAGAAACUGCGGACAGUAUUUUGGCAAGAAGAGGGCUAUUUUUAUCCGAGUCUACUUGGUAACAAGCGUCUGCGUGUAAUACAUCGGCUCGGUGGUUAUAGUCUGAAGACAGUAUCUUCCCCUUUUGAGUUUAAACACCUGAGGUACCUUGACCUCAGUUAUUCUAAUAUUCAAGAUGUCCAUGCUCCAUCCAUCCGUCAGCUCUACCAUCUGCAGAUUUUGAAGUUUAAUCACGGCCAAAAUGUUCAUAAUGUUCUCAACGGAAUAGGUUCUAUGAGAAACUUAUGGCAUCUGGAUCUCUCUUAUUCAGACCCAAAAGUUCUACCUGAUUCUAUCGCUGGGCUCACCAAUUUGAAGACUUUAGAUAUCAGCUGUUGCCGUAAUCUUACUGUGUUACCGGAAAAUAUUGGGUCUCUCCAAAAUCUACUGCGUCUUGAUCUGGAAGGUACUGCGAUCGAGGUUCUGCCUGAAUCAUGCAUCAUCAAACUCUAUAAGUUGGGGAUAGUGAGACUAGGAUCCAAAUGUAAGCUUCCCACGGAGGUUACAUACUGGCACAAACUGAGACGGUUUACACAUAGUAGAGAUGAAGAUGAAAUGCCUAGAGGUAUAAAUGAAGCAACUCAGAUUCAAGAAUUACGGUCUUACUUGGUGAGGAAAGAACACGUCUCCUGGGUAACAAAUAAUUCUAGUGGGAUCGAAGAAUUAGCAAGCCUAAACUCUCUUCAGCUUCUAGUGAUAAAAAAUCUGGAGAAUGUGAAAGGUCAGAUAGACGCAGAAAGGGCAUGUCUGAAGGACAAGCAAUGCAUUAAGCUAUUGCAUCUUCACUGGAGCUCGUGUCGUUCAAAUGAUGAGGAUAGUAUGGUGCUGGAAGGUCUCCAGCCUCAUCCUAACUUGGAAGAACUGAAGAUACAAAGAUUUGAGGGUUCCAAGCUUCCGAAGUGGAUUGGUUCAUCUUAUUGCCUACCGAAUUUGGUGGAGCUGUGUUUAUUUUAAUGCAACCGUUGUGACAAGCUUCCAAACUUGGGUCUCCUCCCAUGUCUUAGUGUUCUUCGCAUAAAAGCAAUGAAUUCUGUCAAGCGUUUGGGUAAAGAAUUUUACAAUCAAGAAGAAGGAGAAAGCAGCAGCAGUAGCACGGGAAAUGGUCCAAUAUAUUUGUUCCCUUCUUUGAUUGAGUUGAACGUUGAUGGUAUGGAAAGUUUACUCGACUGGAAUCCUUCUCCUCCACCACCUUAUUACUCCUUCCCUUCACUGGAGAGUUUGAACAUCAAGAAGUGUCGAAGACUGAGAACGACACCACACUCGUUUCCUUGUCUUAAGUCAUUGAAGUUAGAAGAUAUCAACAACAAGGCAGUGAUAUCAAUUGUCACCAGUAUUCAAGGUCUCACCUCUCUCAUAUCCAUUUCUUAUCCCGGUUACCAGAGCAAUUUUACUCGCUGAUCACCGCCACCACCACCACUCAGGUCUCUGCACAUUGACAGGAUUCAUAAAACUAGUCAGGAGACGAGGAAAAGGUACAAACGAUGUUGUGUUUUUUUCGUAACUUGUUUUUGCUUCCUAUUGUACUUUAUACUAGGAUGUUCCAAACUAGUCGGAAUAGGUGUUCAAACUCUGGAGAUUCAAAUAACAGGAGUUUGGAAAGGGAGAGAAAGACGUAGCAUAUGAAGGUCGGAGUUUUGUGUUUGUGACACUCUUUUGCAAACUCAUAAUCAAGGCUGAAUGGAGUAGCUUAAUCACUUUUCAGACUCGUAAUCAAGGGGUGGGAACAUGGAAGGGAGCGGUUGGUUCCUGAUCGAUCACUUUUCAGACUCGUAAAGAAUUUUGCUUCAUCAGGUUUUUUAAUUCAUUCAUGACACCUUUUGGCUUCAACAUCUGUGGAGGAUGACUUCUACUCGCUGUGCACCAAUGGCAAAGCUCAAGCCUCUGCCUGGUAUUGGUGAUAUCCCAACAUGGCAAUAUGUCCGUCCAUCCCAUCUCUGUCAUGAUGGCCGGUGGAACCCUUUGCUAUCCACCUGAUUUCGAGAAUCUGACAUAAUUUUAGGGUUGUUGCUAUGUAGCUAUCUCUUCCUUUCCAUCAGUGUACCGUAAUAUUUGAUUCUCUCUGUACUUUCUUCAAAACGUUUCUACAUUAGUUCUCUACAGUAUCCCGGGAGCAUACUAUAAUCCUGGCUGAUAGGAGCCAAAUUGAGUUUUUCUGGAAUUUGCUUGCAGUCUUGUACAUGAUCCCAAAAGUAAAGUACACUAAUUCCUUUCCA